Molecule: messenger RNA, 1485 nt
Organism: Penicillium argentinense
Lineage: Eukaryota; Fungi; Ascomycota; Eurotiomycetes; Eurotiales; Aspergillaceae
Product: glycoside hydrolase family 15 protein
Exons: 3
Coding region: 1-1485 (494 amino acids)
Biological process (GO): polysaccharide metabolic process
Cellular component (GO): fungal-type vacuole
Molecular function (GO): glucan 1,4-alpha-glucosidase activity
Source: RefSeq, a predicted model, not a curated record
AUGGUGGGCUCCAACAUCUUGACUCUCGCCCUGCUGGCUCCAGCAGCUCUAUCCUCUGCCGUGCACCCCUAUCGCCGCCAGUCCGGCCUGGACGGCUUCAUCCAGUCUGAAUCCUCGGCGGCCUUGCAAGGAAUCCUGAACAACAUUGGUGCCAAUGGAUCCGCUGUUCCUGGUGCAGCUGCAGGUGUCGUUGUUGCGUCGCCCUCCAAGUCGAACCCCGACUACUUCUACACCUGGACUCGCGAUGCCGCUCUCACACUGAAAGUGCUCAUCGACCAAUUCCUGGCUGGCAACAACUCCCUGGAAUCCCUCAUCCAGCAAUACAUCACUGCACAAGCAAAGCUCCAAACAAUCUCCAACCCAUCCGGCGACCUCGCCAGCGGUGCCGGGCUAGGCGAACCGAAAUUCAACACCAACAUCAGCGCCUUCACCGGCUCCUGGGGCCGACCUCAACGCGACGGGCCCGCCCUCCGCGCCACAGCCCUAGUCGCCUACGGAAAGCACCUGCUGUCAUCAGGCAAACAGUCCGUCGUUAAGGCCAACAUCUGGCCACUGUUGCAAAAUGACCUCAACUACGUUGCGCAAUACUGGAACCAGACCGGCUUCGAUCUGUGGGAGGAAGUGCAGGGAUCUUCGUUCUUUACGAUUGCGGCUCAGCACCGCGCUCUGGCGGAGGGGAGUGCUUUCGCUCAGUCGCUGAGUCAAUCUUGCGAAGGCUGUGAUUCCCAGGCUCCGCAGCUUCUUUGCUUCCUUCAGGAUUUCUGGAAUGGCACGGCUGUUAUCUCGAAUUUGGCUGAUGAUGGUCGCUCGGGUCUGGAUGUCAACUCUAUAUUGAGUUCGAUUCAAAUCUUUGACCCCAGUGCCUCGUGCGAUGAUAUCACCUUCCAGCCCUGCUCUGCCCGGGCCUUGUCCAACCACAAGGCAGUCGUUGACUCCUUCCGCUCGAUCUAUGCCGUGAAUAAUGGCAAAGAGGCCGGAAGUGCGGUGGCUAUUGGUCGUUACCCUGAGGAUACCUACCAGGGCGGCAACCCUUGGUACCUCGCAACCCUCGCAGCAGCAGAACAACUCUACGACGCUCUCCACCAAUGGAAAAAGCAAGGCUCUCUCACCAUCACGCAGACCAGCCUCCCCUUCUUCCAAGAUCUCGACUCGACCGCCCGCGUCGGCAACUACUCCAGCUCUUCCGCAACCUACGCCUCGCUCACAGGCGCAGUCAAGACCUACGCCGACGGCUUUGUCUCUGUCGUGCAGCAGUACACUCCUAGCAACGGGUCACUGGCUGAGCAGUUCGCUCGUGACAAUGGGAUCCCUGUCUCGGCUGGGGAUUUGACCUGGUCUUAUGCUGCUUUCCUGUCUGCCGCUGAUCGUCGUGCUGGUGGUGUGCCUGCGAGUUGGGGCGCGUCUGGAGCUAAGAGUGUGCCGUCGCAGUGUCAGGGUGGGUCGGCGACUGGGUCUUAUUCGACUCCGUCGGUGGGUUCUUGGUGA